This is a messenger RNA of Asterias rubens (European starfish), 2500 nucleotides long. RefSeq names its product 2-amino-3-ketobutyrate coenzyme A ligase, mitochondrial-like. Lineage: Eukaryota; Metazoa; Echinodermata; Asteroidea; Forcipulatida; Asteriidae. Gene Ontology annotation, molecular function: pyridoxal phosphate binding; glycine C-acetyltransferase activity. The coding region runs from base 132 to 1397 and encodes 421 amino acids. Gene Ontology annotation, biological process: biosynthetic process; L-threonine catabolic process. The transcript has 11 exons. The record is from RefSeq and is a predicted model, not a curated record.
ACUGGUGGCGCUAUUUAAUUUCAUUUUUUUCCCGAGAAGGACACUUAUGUAAAACAUCAACAACGCUCAAACAUCAAACAAGCAUUGUCAAUUAAUAAACCCUCCAAAAGUAUCGAUACAGCAAACAAGAAAUGGCAAGGGUGGUGUUGGCGAAAGCAUGUCAACUUCACAUUGCAAAGCAUGGCUGUGUGCGGUAUAGCACUGAGGCUCAAGCAGUGAUGAACGAAGCCAUGUAUGAGGUCAUGACCUCUAUUCACGAAGCUGGUACAUAUAAACCAGAGCGUGUCAUAGUAACGAGGCAGGCGGCAUCAAUCAGAGUAGCUGGGAACUCUAAUGACAUCCUGAACUUUUGUGCCAACAACUAUCUGGGUCUUUCUAGUCAUCCUGAAGUUGUGAAUGCAGCCAAGAAGGCCCUUGAUGAUUAUGGGUCAGGUCUAAGCUCUACCAGGUUUAUCUGCGGCACACAGGACAUCCACAAAGAGCUGGAAGAAAAGUUGGCUCGGUUUCACAAACGGGAAGAUGCCAUUUUGUAUGCUAGUUGCUUCGAUGCCAACGCAGGCAUCUUUGAGGCACUAUUAACACCAGAGGAUGCAGUCAUUUCUGACGAGCUCAACCAUGCGUCUAUUAUUGAUGGCAUAAGGUUGUGUAAGGCACAACGUCAUCGAUACAAACACAUGGAUGUCAACGACCUGGAAUCUAUUUUAAAGAAGACCCAAGAUUGUCGCAUGCGUAUGAUUGUUACUGAUGGUGUUUUCAGCAUGGAUGGAGACAUUGCACCUCUCAAGGAGUUAGUAAGUUUAGCAGACACAUACAAGGCCCUUCUGUUUGUUGAUGACUGCCAUGGUACAGGUCUACUUGGUGAGACAGGUCGAGGGACUGAGGAACUUCUAGGCCUUCAUGGCUGCUCCGACAUCAUCAAUUCCACUCUUGGUAAAGCUCUCGGAGGAGCAGCGGGUGGCUACACCACUGGUCCCAAACCCUUGAUUGACAUGUUGAGGCAAAAGUCCCGUCCAUAUCUCUUCUCAAACACGUUACCACCGCCUGUUGUUGCUUCAGCUUCCAAGGUGCUCGAUAUGAUUACUGACGAUCCGUCAUUGGUGUCUCAGCUAGCCAAGAAUACAAAGCAUUUCAGGGACAGAAUGACGGCAGCUGGAUUCACUAUUUGGGGGAAGGGUCACCCGAUAUGUCCUGUUAUGUUCGGUGAUGCUAGUCUUGCCAGGAUGUUUUCAGAAGAAAUGCUCAAGCGUGGAGUCUUUGUGAUUGGAUUCAGUUUCCCUGUUGUUCCUAAAGGUAAAGCCAGGAUCAGGGUUCAAAUAUCAGCAGCUCACUCUGAGGAAGAGAUCGAACGUUGUGUAGAAGCUUUCAUUGAAACUGGCAAAGAGCUUAAAGUCAUCUAAGAAGAGCUCGGAGUGUCCCUCAACACUGCCUGAGCCAUCCAGCCAAGAAACAUGGUUUUGUUUAACUUAUUAAAUAUCCAAUAUUAUAACCGGACUCUUCCCAUCAGGGUCAAGGUUACAAUAAGGAUUAGGUCGCCCUCUGUGUCGUCUGUGGAUGCAUCGUGUUGAUACCACGCGAUGUGUGUGUAUGGCAAAAUGAUCAUUGCCCAGCUUGACUCGCAUGUAUGGCAAAAUGGCAUCGCACAUAGACCAUUUCUACGUAUUUUCAUUAGUCAUUGUUUAUGACGUCCACUGUACGGGGGAAAAUGGCGAACGCGGGUCCAUUGAAAUAGUCUCACAACGAAAUCGCACGCUCAAUGACGCACUCGGCAUUCUCCGUGUUCUAUUUUUUAUGGGAUUAGGUAAAUACAGUAGGGUCGAGGGAACAUAGGGAACAGGAUUUAGUGUGUUGCCCUAUUUGCAAUUUGUUUUAAAAAAGAUGUUCACCUUUAAUAUCAUGUCCCUGAACGUUUUUAAAGUUGUUUAAGUAUACAGUCUGAAUUAUUUAUAUAAUAUGUGUUUCACAUGACUUCCUUCUUCUGUAAUACUAUAGCUUCCUACUAGGGCUUAAACACUGUAGCUCGCCUGUAAGCACUUGCUUACUAUGUGAACCUUAAAAACACCAGAGAUAACUAUGUGUGCCACACCCUAAAACAAGUCUUACAUGGUUUUAAUAACAAUAGUGUUUCUCUACAUUGCUUAUAAAUUUUUAUUUUCGAAAUAAGAUUUGUUUAAGAUUUUGAAGAAGUAGCAGGGUAUUUGUUUUUUUGUUCAGGGUAGAAUAUAGUUUUAUUUUAUUUUGAUAGCUUUAGUAUUUUUUUGUAGUUCUGCUUCACUUGAAAUAUAUAUAUAGUCAUAUUUGUUUUUGCAGACUAAGCCCUAAGCAUUUCCUUUCUGGUUUGAAAUAUGAUUUUUGUUUCCUUGUAAUUAACCUGCCUUAACCCUCACAAGCAGGAAAUCAGAGCAUCAAGUGUUAAAUGUGUUAUCCUUAAAGGAAUAUUACAGAAUUGGUUUUUGUGAACAAAACAGUUGCUGGCAGUGUAAGUAAUUUAUUAACUUUAUCC